Molecule: messenger RNA, 312 nt
Organism: Anolis sagrei ordinatus
Lineage: Eukaryota; Metazoa; Chordata; Lepidosauria; Squamata; Anolidae
Source: RefSeq, a predicted model, not a curated record
AUGCACGAAUCUUACAAAUUUGAUACGAAAUACAAAAAGUACAAAUUUGGUAUGAAAUACAAAGAGUACGAAUUUGGUACAAAAUACGAAGAGUACAGAUUUGAUGCGGAAUACGAAGAGUACGAAUUUGGUGCGAAAUACGAAGAGUACGAACUUGGUACGAAAUAUGAAGAGUACAAAUUUGGUGCAAAAUACGAAGAGUACAAAUUUGGUAUGAAAUACGAAGAGUACGAACUUGGUACGAAAUACGAAGAGUACGAAUUUGGUACGAAAUACGAAGAGUACGAAUUUGGUACGAAAUACGAAGAGUAA